CUCCGCUCGCUGUUUUUCCUCUUCGGGUCGUGGCUGUGAUUGCAUUUCGUCAAGAUGCAGCUCAAGCCGAUGGAGAUUAACCCUGAGAUGCUGAACAAAGUGCUGGCCCGACUGGGGGUCACCGACCAGUGGCGGUUUGCGGACGUGCUGGGGUUGGAGGAGGAGACUCUGGGCUCGGUGCCAGCGCCUGCCUGCGCGCUGUUGCUGCUGUUCCCUCUCACGGCGCAGCAUGAGAACUUCAGGAAAAAACAGAUUGAGGAACUGAAGGGACAAGAAGUUAGUCCCAAAGUGUACUUUAUGAAACAGACGAUUGGGAACUCUUGUGGUACAAUCGGCCUUAUACAUGCAGUGGCCAAUAAUCAAGACAAACUGGAAUUUGAGGAUGGAUCAGUCCUGAAACAAUUUCUUUCUGAAACGGAGAAGAUGUCUCCUGAAGACAGAGCAAAAUGCUUUGAAAAGAAUGAGGCCAUACAGGCAGCCCAUGAUGCCGUGGCACAGGAAGGCCAAUGUCGGGUAGAUGACAAAGUGAAUUUUCAUUUUAUUCUGUUUAACAACGUGGAUGGCCAUCUCUAUGAACUUGAUGGGCGAAUGCCUUUUCCGGUUAACCAUGGCACCAGUUCAGAGGACUCCCUGCUGCAGGAUGCUGCCAAGGUCUGCAGAGAAUUCACUGAGCGUGAGCAAGGAGAAGUCCGCUUCUCUGCUGUGGCCCUCUGCAAGGCAGCCUAAAGCCUUGUGGGAGGGACUUGGCUGUUUUUCCCUCUUCCCUUCAACGUGAAAGUAUAUACAUACCCAUGCAGUCUAAAAUGCUUCAGUACUUGUAAAACACAGAUGUUCUCUUUAGGUUCUGCAGACAUGCUCUUCCCUUCAAUCACAUCGAAGCACUGGCAGAGCUCAGCUGUCGAUUGAGCCAGGUUUGGUGUUAGCUUCAGAUGGCGAAGCAUUUCUCCCCAUUGUAUGUCUUGUACCUUAAUAUCUAAUGCUUUAAAUGGCCACUUUGGUUUGUGUUUAGGCCUUGGAUGUGGUUUGUUUGUCCUCAAAAGGAAUAAAACUUUUCUGCUGCUAAGAGAUAAGCCUAAA
This is a messenger RNA of Cynocephalus volans (Philippine flying lemur), 1077 nucleotides long. RefSeq names its product ubiquitin C-terminal hydrolase L1 (gene UCHL1). Gene Ontology annotation, biological process: protein deubiquitination; ubiquitin-dependent protein catabolic process. The record is from RefSeq and is a predicted model, not a curated record. The transcript is spliced from 9 exons. NCBI's taxonomy places the organism in Eukaryota, Metazoa, Chordata, Mammalia, Dermoptera, Cynocephalidae. Gene Ontology annotation, cellular component: cytoplasm. Gene Ontology annotation, molecular function: cysteine-type deubiquitinase activity. Bases 55 to 726 code for a protein of 223 amino acids.